UUUUCUAUCACUUCAAGCUCAAACAACUGAUUCUGUUCUGAACCCAAAGAAAAUACUAGGAAGAAGGAAUUUCUCUAUCUUUUUUCCUUUCAUUCUCUUUAAAAACUGAAAAAUGGCCGGAAUCGUUGUAGUUUUUGACUUCGACAAGACGAUUAUUGAUUUGGACAGCGAUAAUUGGGUGGUGGAUGAGUUAGGUGCUACUAAUUUGUUCAAUCAACUUCUCCCUACCAUGCCCUGGAAUUCUGUCAUGGACAAGAUGAUGAAGGAGCUCCAUGCACAAGGCAAAACUAUUGCGGACAUUGAAGAAGUGCUUAAACGGGCACCUAUAAUUCCCCGUGUGGUACCAGCCAUUAAAGCGGCUCAUGCUUUAGGGUGUGAAUUGAGGGUAGUAAGCGAUGCGAAUAUCUUCUAUAUUGAGACAAUAUUGAAGCAUUUGGGAAUAAUGGAUUGCUUCUCGGAGAUUAAUUCAAAUCCAGGAUAUGUUGAUGAGGAAGGAAAACUUAGAAUCCAACCUUACCAUGAUUUUCACACUUCCUCUCAUGGCUGCAGUCUUUGUCCUCCCAACAUGUGCAAGGGCCUCAUUAUAGAAAGAAUACAAGCUUCUCUGGCUAUGGAAGGGAAGAAAAGAAUGAUUUAUCUUGGUGACGGAGCAGGUGAUUUUUGUCCCAGCUUGAAACUCAAAAAGGAAGAUUUUGUAAUGCCAAGGAAAGAUUUUCCAGUCUGGAAAUUAAUAAAUGAAAAUCGCGAACUCGUAAGAGCAGAGAUCCAUGGGUGGAAGGAUGGAGAAGAAUAUGAACAUAUUCUGCUUCAGAUAAUCAAAACAUUAACAAUGGAGGAGAACCAAUUGUUAUCAGUUGAUUGCAAGUUUCAGACAAUUCCCAUUGAGGCCUUACCAAAAGUUGUCCCUGUGCCUUACUAAUAUUGAAGCUUUUGAUGACUUGCUUUUGAUGUCAAUAAAUUAAAGGAUAGUAAUGUGUGUGAUUUUGAGUGUUGAUUGAAAUAUCAAGAAAGUGAUCAACUGACAGCUAACUGAUAAAGAGUUGGCUUUGAUUAAUUACCUGUUCUUUACGGUUUUUGUUGAAUCAGAACACCUAAAAAGUUCUCUAGUUUUGAGCCUGUGAUUCGGGCUCUAUAUAAUAUAUUAAUAUGGUGUAACAAUAAUAACUACUUGUAUCAUCUUCCUUACUUUUUAAUGUUACCGGAUCACGUUAGGGUUUUA
Molecule: messenger RNA, 1219 nt
Organism: Nicotiana tabacum (common tobacco)
Lineage: Eukaryota; Viridiplantae; Streptophyta; Magnoliopsida; Solanales; Solanaceae
Product: inorganic pyrophosphatase 1-like
Molecular function (GO): phosphatase activity
Source: RefSeq, a predicted model, not a curated record